AUGUCCGCGGGGUCGGGCGAGAGGCAUGUGGUUAUCGCGCUCUGCGGCUCGGCGAAGAAGAAGCGGCAGUCCUUCGACAAGCUGCAGCGGUACGUAGAGGAGACCGGCAGAGGCAGAGGCGGAGGCGGCGGCGACGGCAACGCACACGUCACGUUUUCGUUUCUGGAAAUGCACUACGACGAGGGGCAAGACACGUUCUCGACGGUGGCGGGAAUGGACGCGGAUGUGGUGCUGCACAAAGUAAGCACGCUGCCUCCCAGUGCCGUGGGUGCUCUGCGUCGGUGGUGUGCCGCGGCCUCACAGCGGCGACGCCGCAGGCGCCUCCCGCCUGUACUCCUCGUAGACCCCAUGGAAACGACGCGGCUCGUCCUGCAUCGCUCGUUGACCUACAAGAUGCUGGAUAGUCGCCUGAAACGGCCCUUCUGCCGAAUUCCCUGCUCGUGGCUGUGGACACGCGACUGUGCGUCGCUGGUGCCCCUCGGCUUUUCCUCGCCUGGGUUGGGCGACGGGGAGGCCACGCCGCCGCCUGGCACGGCCCAGCGCCCGAGGGAGAAGUGGUGGAUAGCGAAGCCGGACCUCAGCACCGGUCCUCCCUUCACACACCACAUGGUCAUAUGGAAGGGCGUCCAGCCGGUGUCGGCCAUGCCGGAGGAGGUGCGGCGUCUGCUUCCAGCCGGCGGCAGUGCCUUUGUGGUGCAGGAGUUUUUGUCGCACGCGCUCCCCGUGGUCAUCAAGGUGUACUGCAUUGGCCGCCAUGUGUUUGUGAAGGCCGUCUCAACCACGCCGCUGCUGCGCCGCGUCCUCUCGGAAAUGGGGGGUCCCGUGUUCGUGGACUCGCAAAGUAAAUUUCCAACGGAGACCGGCUGGGAGAAGGAGGAGGCGUGCUGGCGAAGCUACCUCGCCGAGGGCGGAAGCGCCCACACUCAGUGCAGGGAAAUCGCCGAGGUUUUGGUGCAGGAGCUGGGGUUGACGCUCUUCGGGUUUGACCUCCUCCUGACGCCGGAACACGGGUCGCGGCAGGGCAGCAGUUGGCCUGGGGCAUCCGCCGCAUCGCAGGAGACGUCGCCGAACGCCGCGUGGCUUGACGCGCCUCUCUUUGAUGGAGCCACGGGUGCCCCCGCGGCGCCGCUGUGCUCUGCCGCCCCGGUGCUCGUGGAUGUCAACUACUUCCCGGGCUUCGCCGGCGUGGAGGACGCGGCUGCGCGCGUGUUGGACGUCGUCAAGUCAAAGGUACUGGGAACUCCCGUGGCGCAGAGACGGCACGUCUUGGAAAAAAAGCUGCUCAACUGCCCCAUUGCUGCUAAAGAGGAGAUGGAGGAAGAUACAUAG
Trypanosoma conorhini is the source of this 1329-nucleotide messenger RNA. RefSeq lists its product as uncharacterized. Gene Ontology annotation, cellular component: cytoplasm. The record is from RefSeq and is a predicted model, not a curated record. The transcript has a single exon. The coding region runs from base 1 to 1329 and encodes 442 amino acids. Gene Ontology annotation, biological process: inositol trisphosphate metabolic process. Lineage: Eukaryota; Euglenozoa; Kinetoplastea; Trypanosomatida; Trypanosomatidae. Gene Ontology annotation, molecular function: inositol-3,4,5,6-tetrakisphosphate 1-kinase activity; inositol-1,3,4-trisphosphate 6-kinase activity; ATP binding.